GAAAUGAUCGAAAUACGUGAUAAAGUCGUGGUAAAGAAUGAGAUGGUCGUUUAAAAAAAUAUAUACUAUGUUCAGCCCUAUUUAAAGUUCAUAGUCAAGUUUAUGCAAUUAACAUAAUCGAAUCUGCUACUCUGAAAACGGAAGCUACUGGUUGUUCGGUUGGUGAAUUAGACGUUUGACGUUUCAGAUCACCGCUUUCGCUCCACUAGCUAGCUAUUCAUACAGCGGACUAUUUGUCCACUCAUGCACUAGGCCCUAUGUUAAACUAUUUGACAACCGCCUCCAGAUUAUUUCUCCGAAACACCGUGCCCAUCUCGUCGAGGGGUAACUACAACAUAAUCUGUCGGUUUUACAGGAGAAUGGAUCGAGCCGUGGUAAGAUGUGUCCCGUGGGAAUCCAAACUCACUAUUUCCUUCGUCCUUGAUGGGAGCAACAAACACAUGCUCAGGGACCAGACCGAGGAGCUAGGCAAAGCACUGGCACGGAUCGCUAACAGUAUCAUCAAGGGCCAGGGCAAAGCUAAAAAAUACAAGAAAAACAAAGGCGCGCCCACAGACGCCCAGGAGCCCGCUGCAGCGGUGAGGCUGUACUACAACGGAGACUUUGUGGCAGAGGAGGCUCUAAACUCCGAUGCCUGGAAGGAUGGGGCAGUCUUACACGUGGGUGACCGUAAGUACACAGUGGAGAGGAACCCUCCCACAUUCACUACGGCAGAGCUGCCCGCUUCUCUACUGGCCGGGUUCCCCGUGUGCCCGAAGCUCAAGGUAGAAUUCGGGGAUUUAAAAGACUGUCGGUUUAAAUGGUUCAAGGAGAGCAAGUCCGGUGCAGGUGACGAGGAGCAUCGAGGAGAGAAUGGUUGGACCGAGGCUGGAAGCGAACGAGUGUUCAUCCCGUCAAAUAUGGACAUUGGCUCCAAGCUUAAACUGACGUGCACGCCGGGUGACGGCAAACGGUGUGGGAUGGACAAUGAGUUAGUAACCACCGGUACAGUCGAGGCAGGGCCCGGUUCCUGUACCUUUGACAACAGACACAUGUACACCAACAAGGUCACAGAUGACAUGACCGUCAGAGUAGUGUCAUACAACAUCUUAGCUGACGUUUACGCACAAACAGACCUCUCCAAAACCGUGCUGUACCCUUAUUGUACUCCCUACGCAUUGGAACUGGACUACAGACAGAGUCUGAUCAAAAAAGAGCUGUCCGGCUAUAACGCUGACGUCAUCUGCCUCCAGGAAGUGGAUAAGAACGUGUUCUCCGACAGUCUGUCUCCGGCCCUGGAUGCGUUCGGCUUCGACGGGGUCUUCAGGAUUAAGGAGAAGCAGCACGAAGGUUUGGCCACCUACUACAGGAGGUCAAAGUUUAAACUGCUCAGUCAACACGACAUCAUGCUGAGUGAAGCUCUGACGUCAGACCCUAUCCACGAAGAGCUGUCGGACACAGUGAACAGCAACCCUGCCUUGAAGGAGAAGGUGAUGCAGAGAUCUACCACACUACAGGUGAGUGUCCUUCACUGUCUGAACGAUCCAUCCAAGAAGAUCUGUGUUGCCAACACCCACCUCUACUGGCAUCCCAAAGGUGGGAAUGUACGUCUGGUCCAGAUGGCAGUAGCUCUGAAACAGCUUCAGCAGGUGAUCACCCAGAGUUACCCCGACGCCUCGCUCCUCUUCUGCGGGGACUUCAACAGCACCCCGUCCUCGGGGGUCUUCCAGCUGAUGAGCCAGGGGGUUCUGCACAGCACCCACCCGGACUGGAGCUCCAACGGACCGGACGAGCUCUGUCCCAUGGAGGUCUCCAACCCCUUCCAGCUGAGUAGCGCCUGCGGGGAGCCGGCCUAUACUAACUACGUAGGGGGCUUCCACGGCUGCCUGGACUAUAUCUUCAUGGACCCGCGGGUGCUGCAGGUAGAUCAGAUGAUCCCUCUGCCCAGCCACCAGGAGGUCACUACCUGUCAGGCCCUCCCCAGCGUCUCACACCCUUCUGACCACAUAGCGCUGGUCUGUGACCUCAAGUGGAAGUAAAGCUCUCCCUCCUGUUUACAGCAGUCUGUGGCUGAUCAACCAUGUCUGUCUCUGUACCAGGGCCCCUACAGUGUGUCUCUGUACCAGGGCCCCUACAGUGUGUCUCUGUACCAGGGCCCCUACAGUGUGUCUCUGUACCAUGUCUGUCUCUGUACCAUGGCCCCUACAGUGUGUCUCUAAACUAUGUCUGUCUCUGUACCAGGGCCUCUACAGUGUGUCUCUAAACUAUGUCUGUCUCUGUACCAGGGCCCCUACAGUGUGUCUCUGUACCAGGGCCCCUACAGUGUGUCUCUAAACCAUGUCUGUCUCUGUACCAUGUCUGUCUCUGUACUAGGGCCCCUACAGUGUGUCUCUGUACCAUGUCUGUCUCUGUACCAUGGCCCCUGCAGUGUGUCUCUGUACCAGGGCCCCUACAGUGUGUCUCUGUACCAUGUCUGUCUCUGUACCAGGGCCCCUACAGUGUGUCUCUGUACCAGGGCCCCUACAGUGUGUCUCUAAACCAUGUCUGUCUCUGUACCAUGUCUGUCUCUGUACCAGGGCCCCUAUAGUGUGUCUCUGUACCAUGUCUGUCUCUGUACCAGGGCCCCUACAGUGUGUCUCUAAACUAUGUCUGUCUCUGUACCAGGGCCCCUACAGUGUGUCUCUGUACCAGGGCCCCUACAGUGUGUCUCUAAAACAUGUCUGUCUCUGUACCAUGUCUGUCUCUGUACCAGGGCCCCUACAGUGUGUCUCUAAACCAUGUCUGUCUCUGUACCAUGUCUGUCUCUGUACCAGGGCCCCUACAGUGUGUCUCUAAACCAUGUCUGUCUCUGUACCAUGUCUGUCUCUGUACCAGGGCCCCUACAGUGUGUCUCUAAACCAUGUCUGUCUCUGUACCAUGUCUGUCUCUGUACCAGGGCCCCUACAGUGUGUCUCUAAACUAUGUCUGUACCAGGGUCUCUACAGUGUGUCUCUGUACCAUGUCUGUCUCUGUACCAGGGCCCCUACAGUCUGUCUCUGUACCAGGGCCCCUACAGUGUGUCUCUAAACUAUGUCUGUCUCUGUACCAGGGCCCCUACAGUGUGUCUCUAAACCAUGUCUGUCUCUGUACCAUGUCUGUCUCUGUACCAGGGCCCCUACAGUGUGUCUCUAAACUAUGUCUGUCUCUGUACCAGGGCCUCUACAGUGUGUCUCUAAACUAUGUCUGUCUCUGUACCAGGGCCCCUACAGUCUGUCUCUGUACCAGGGCCCCUACAGUGUGUCUCUAAACUAUGUCUGUCUCUGUACCAGGGCCCCUACAGUGUGUCUCUAAACCAUGUCUGUCUCUGUACCAUGUCUGUCUCUGUACCAGGGCCCCUACAGUGUGUCUCUAAACUAUGUCUGUCUCUGUACCAGGGCCUCUACAGUGUGUCUCUAAACUAUGUCUGUCUCUGUACCAGGGCCCCUACAGUGUGUCUCUAAACUAUGUAUGUCUCUGUACCAGGCCCCCUACAGUGUGUCUCUAAACUAUGUCUGUCUCUGUACCAGGGCCCCUACAGUGUGUCUCUGUACCAGGGCCCCUACAGUGUGUCUCUAAACUAUAUCUGUCUCUGUACCAGGGCCCCUACAGUGUGUCUCUAAACCAUGUCUGUCUCUGUACCAGGGCCCCUACAGUGUGUCUCUGUACCAGGGCCCCUACAGUGUGUCUCUAAACUAUGUCUGUCUCUGUACCAGGGCCCCCUACAGUGUGUCUCUAAACCAUGUCUGUCUCUGUACCAGGGCCCCUACAGUGUGUCUCUGUACCAGGGCCCCUACAGUGUGUCUCUAAAACAUGUCUGUCUCUGUACCAGGGCCCUUACAGUGUGUCUCUGUACCAGGGCCCUUACAGUGUGUCUCUGUACCAGGGCCCCUACAGUGUGUCUCUGUACCAGGGCCCUUACAGUGUGUCUCUAUACCAUGUCUGUCUCUGUACCAGGGCCCCUACAGUGUGUCUCUGUACCAGGGCCCCUACAGUGUGUCUCUGUACCAGGGCCCCUACAGUG
Molecule: messenger RNA, 4018 nt
Organism: Oncorhynchus nerka (sockeye salmon)
Lineage: Eukaryota; Metazoa; Chordata; Actinopteri; Salmoniformes; Salmonidae
Gene: pde12
Product: phosphodiesterase 12
Exons: 3
Coding region: 258-2018 (586 amino acids)
Biological process (GO): nuclear-transcribed mRNA catabolic process, deadenylation-dependent decay
Cellular component (GO): mitochondrion
Molecular function (GO): 3'-5'-RNA exonuclease activity
Source: RefSeq, a predicted model, not a curated record